Molecule: messenger RNA, 417 nt
Organism: Oikopleura dioica
Lineage: Eukaryota; Metazoa; Chordata; Appendicularia; Copelata; Oikopleuridae
Source: the annotation of a GenBank genome assembly
AUGGUUACCGACUCUUCUUACUGCAAGAAGAGAGCCUCGUUUCUUGAGCUCGAUCGGCUAAAGUUCAAGGAUCGCGACCGACUUGAUGACCAGUUUGUAUUUUGGAGAUCGGCGAAGGACAAAUUCAUGGUUAGCCAGCAAUGGGAUAUCAGGCAAAGACAGUACAUGGGCUCGAGAUACGACGCGAGGGAAGGAGCGUUUGACUGGGAUCUGCAGAUGGGUCUUCAUGACCGAGGAGCAAAGACGAUUAUGAAACACGAGUACAAGAAUUUCCGGGCCACUGGCGUUGCUUUUUCACCCGAAGAAAAUGAAAACCACGAAGCUCCAAACAGAUCUCUUUCUUCGAGCAAAGUAAUGGGAGAUGGCCGUGGCGAUAAAAACGCUUACAGAGGAUACUGGGUAGGAAAAAAGGUGUAG